AUGGACGACAGGCCCGAGGAGCUGCGGGAGCGAUUUAGGGACAGUGAUCUUCACUCCUUUCCGAUCUACGGGUGCGAUCCGACCCAAAAGAAUACUGCGGGCGAGGGUUUCGCUAACGGCUACUCUGUCAGGAGCUCAAAAGACGGUGUUCCCGUCCCGGAUCCAAUGAAACAAAGCACCAGAACCAGAUCGAUCCUUACGGGCGGUCUUACUGGCGGGCUCAGCACUUUCGACAGAGGCAAGGAUGCGCGCCACAAGAGACUGCCUUCUGUGCCGCAUGUCGAGCCCCCAAGGUCUGCCAAACGGCAAAAGACACAGGCCAAGGAUGAAGCGCCCAAAGGCUCUGCCGCAUUCACCUCGGGACAUUUUACUUUGGCUUCAGCCUCUCCAACACCAGAUCCCGUUCCGAAACCCUUACAAACGGUGGACUUGACAGACUCCCAACAGUCGGCGGAUGCUGAAGUCGUUAGUAACCGCUCCAACCAUGACCCGACAUCGAGUGCACAAGUUCCUGAAUAUCGGAGUGUGGAGAGGGCACAUAGCGCAAAUGUUAGCAACAAGCGCCAACGUCGUCCCCGCGUUCGCCCAUUGAGAUGUGCUCAAUCAACAACGCCCAAGGAGAAUUUCUCGGAUGGCGAAGAUGACCUUACAAAAGACGAGGAAGGCCCCCCGAGAAAGAAGCAGGCUCCGGAUCAACACAAGGGCAACCCAAGGACAGCAUUCCAUCUACCUCCUGGCGUAGGCACGGUAAAGGGCCAACCAGAGGAUAUUUCGGACGAUGAGCUUGGUAGCCAAGACAGAAUAUCACGGGAACGUCAUACUUCCUCGAAAGAUGUCAUUUUGGAUGAAGAUGCAAGAAAGCCAAUGAAGCCAUCCGUCACCCGUUCGCGUGGCGAUAUGACCAAGGUGGACUUCUCAAAGUCGCAGAACGCCAACCAGCCAAGACUAAAUAUAGUUCGCGCUGUCUCCGGGAAAGAAGCGCUGGAUGCCACGACUAUGGAUCCUGAAGAGCAUCCCGUGUUGAGAGUAGGCGAUGACCACGAGAGCCUCAUUGCCGUCGAUCGUACGAAUGAACGUCGUCCAGACUACAGAUGGCUGGAGGUGAAGCUGAGGUACUGCACCAAAAUACAGUACAGCACGAGCAACACUCCAUAUGCGGCAAUUUCAAGAUCAUCGGGGGCGGUGUUGCUCCUCUAUUGGUAUUGGAGUUUGCUCAACCCGGAGACGCCUUGA
Messenger RNA from Colletotrichum spaethianum, 1233 nucleotides. RefSeq lists its product as uncharacterized. The coding region runs from base 1 to 1233 and encodes 410 amino acids. The transcript has 2 exons. The record is from RefSeq and is a predicted model, not a curated record. NCBI's taxonomy places the organism in Eukaryota, Fungi, Ascomycota, Sordariomycetes, Glomerellales, Glomerellaceae.